Messenger RNA from Radiomyces spectabilis, 842 nucleotides. RefSeq lists its product as uncharacterized. The transcript is spliced from 3 exons. The coding region runs from base 296 to 739 and encodes 147 amino acids. NCBI's taxonomy places the organism in Eukaryota, Fungi, Mucoromycota, Mucoromycetes, Mucorales, Radiomycetaceae. The record is from RefSeq and is a predicted model, not a curated record.
UAUAUAGUUUGAAUCUCUAUGAAGGCGCAGGGGAGACACUGUCUGCUUCUGAAACUUGCUUACGCUUUUAUGUUGUCGAUCCUCUUUUACAAGCGUGCAAUAGAUAUCUGGAGCAACAAGGACACAAAGUCCUAUUUUUCCCGGGCGAAAUAGAACUGACAGCAAUGACCAAGCAACUGCGUUCACAAAGAAUCGUGGACGGACGCCUGAAGUACAACGCCGACGGAAAGAUCCAGUUACGAGACAAUGGACUUGAGUUACUGCUGUCGGAAGUUUCAUCGUUGGUUUAUUGGCGAUGCUUCGCACCAUUGCUGCCCAUUAUCAAUAUGCUGAAUUUGCGAGAUUCAACAAUUUCAAAGUACACUUCAACCAUACACACAAUCGUACCAUUCGCCACUGGACAAUGUUUACUCCUGCACCUGGCUUAUAUGAGAUGAACAAGGAACAAAACAAAGUCGAUAUUGUCGCAGAUUUUGAGCAAAAGGAGAUAGCAAUUGUCCCGCUUAUUAAUUUUACGAAUACAUUGGCGGUUUCUUUGGUGGACACCGUGGACGUGCUGUCCACGCUUGCAGAAGAACAUGAUGAAGUCAUAAAGGAAAUCAAAUUUGACACUCAGAGGAGCCGACCAUCCUUGCUGCAACACAUCCAACCGGUGAUUGUACGCCUCAAUGAAAACAAACGCACAUCUGACAUCGCCGAUGAUGGCCCGAAGAACCCGUUCUAUAUCCCUAAGCAUUAAUCCCCUCGUAUGUAUGCAUUUAUGUUGCUUGUCACUCGUCGGCUUUCCUAAACGCUCAAAUGAUUUGUUGAGUACCUUCAUCUCUUUACUGAUUAUCCCCGUU